GGGAAAUCAGAUGAUUUGAGACCAUUAUUGUCUAUACCUACCAAUUCGAAAGCAUCGAUUGUUUGAAUACUAGCCUUUGUGACAUUCACUAUAGACGGUUCUAAUUUCGAAAACGGGGAGUUGCAAUUCUCAUGUCAAUUCAUCAGCCGUGUUGGAUUAAUAUUCUUUUGACUGGAUCGUUCUGGAAUAAAUGAACCGAACAUUAAUUUCAUCUACUACAAGUGAUUAAUCAAAUGGUUUAUCUAAUGAGAUAAAACAUUCACAAUUAUUUAGAGCUCUUGUUUGAUAUAAAUUCUUAGAUAUGGAGUGUGUAGUGACGGGACUACCUGGGGUGUUAAUACUCCUUCUGAUCUACACUGCUCGACUCGCAAACUGCCAAGGAGAGCCCUCAAUUAUAAAUGGACCUGUGAACCAGACUGUAAACUUCGGGGAAACCGUGACGUUAACUUGCAUAGUCAGAGACAAAUCGGCAGAGUACAUUGUUGCUUGGUUCAAAGACAACCAAAGGAUCACCCGAAGUACCAAUGAGAGCCUUGAUUCUCGGCACCUUGAUGUGUCUCGCUUUAGCUUGUUAGGUAACUGGUUCGAAGGGGACUACUCGAUUGAAAUCACAGACAUCAUAUCUCCAGAUAAAGGACGGUAUCAGUGUAAAAUUCAACAUGUUUCUACUAGACAGUUUGUCGCAGAGUCAGAUAACGGCACUUUGAACAUCGAGUACCCACCGUCGACCGACUCGUUUAUGUGUUCGCCAUCCCAGCCCAAAGACUUGCGCGUUGGCUAUGUAAUCAUUUUCGGCUGUCGAACGGACCUUGGAAAUCCACCUGCAUCUCUGACAGCGACCUACGGCUCAAUGGCCAUUAACGAAACACCCGACGCACCUUUCAACGAGAAAAGCGUGAGUUAUAGAAAGAUUCUGGAUAGGGAAGACAACGGGAAGGUAUUCCGUUGCAUGUUGAGCCAGGAGUUACUACCUCAGGCAGAAUACUGCUCAGUGGGCCCGCUGGUUGUUGAAUAUAAACCAAUGGACAUAGUGAUAACGUCUGUAGUUCUUCCCGAAGACAAUCCAUCUGUGGCGGUUGUCAAUGUCAAUGCCAAAAGCAUUGUUUUUACAUGCGCUACCUCGGCUAACCCUGAGGCUCAGUACACCUGGACAGUGAUAGAAGCACAAGGAUGUUCCAAGGGUAUGAAUCACAUAACCCUGCAAGACCAGUUGAUUUUAACGACAGUCGACAUGGCAUAUGAUGGAGCUGUCAUCUCAUGCAUGGCCAACAAUACAAUCGGAGAAUCUUCUACUUCCAUUACAAUUGAUGUAUUGAACGAUGAUCCCGAUGCCCUUUGCUACACAACCCCUAAACCAGCAACCGAUGGAGUAGUUCUGACGCCAUCGACAGCCCCAGUUACAGAUCCGGUGACGCUGACAACCAUGCAUAUCAUCAUAAUAAUCAUCGCAACCGCUUUCCUAGUUGUCAUCAUCAUCCUCGGCUACAUCGCCUUCAAUCGACGUCGGGAAACACCAAUCCAGCUAACGAUGAUGUCUGGUCCAGACGAUACCCGCUCCAUUGCUGAAAGCAUCAUCUUCCAUUCCCGUCACAACACCCCAGACCCCGAACAUCGAGGAAAUUCCCUGGGACGGAUGCAGAGCAACUUCAGCACCAUGUCCUACGACACCCAGAGUAUUGAUUCCGCUACUGCACUUAUGCACCUACGAUCUUUGGAGUCACCCGAGUACAAGGCAAACCCAAAGCUAACUGGAUCCCCCACGCGUAAAUUGGGAGGAAAGUGCGGCAAGGAGUACGGCAAGGAAUACGGCAAAGAGUGUGGUAAAGACAUUCCCAUGGACGACAUGGACCGAUCCCCUUUCCAUCGGAUCCACGCCUCGGACAACGUGUAUGAAGGGUCGCCGAAGAGAGGCAGCCCACCAUCGCCGCCCAGCGAGAAAUCUGCUCUUACCCGACAACCAAGCGAGCAUAAGUACGAGGAGUGUCCCCCUCUAAAGAAAUACACGACCCAUGCAAGUCAGACGGAUCUGGCUUUUAUCGAAGAUAAAAUUGAAGAGGAGAGGCAAGAAAUAUCAGACACCAGUGACAGUGAUUCCGAAUUUGAUUACCACCCUAAAAAGCAAAACUUCAGUGUGAACAACUGUAAUAUAAGAUUUGCUAAACAUACCGAAGUUUGACCACACGUAUCUUAUGAUCUUUAAACUUAAACCCAACGUCGAACCACAUAGAAGUUAAUCACGAUAAUUUUAGUACCUAGAUAUGGAAAAUAAGCUGUAAUAACAUAUCCUACAUUUACCUUUGACUGUACCGGUUAGAAAUUUAAGAUUAUAAUUAAGUCUACCAUAUCAUACGUCUCUGAAAACUCUGAUUACAUUUUAAGCAAGUCAAAGAAAGCGUAUAUGCUGUAAAAAAAUAAUAGUGUGUGAUAUCUUACUUACGUUUCUCUUUCUGUAUCAUUGUGCAAUUUUAGUAUUUUAUCCAUCUUUUUCUUCGUGAUUAUCGUUUCUUAAUGAGAUGAAACGAUCAAUGAUUCAAUAAAUAAUUCACCUAAACAUACUUAUUGUUGUCAUUUACGUGUAAAACACUUACGAAAAUGCACCAUUCUCUAUGACUUUCUCAAUGCAUUCGACUACCUUAGUUU
Lytechinus variegatus (green sea urchin) is the source of this 2640-nucleotide messenger RNA. RefSeq lists its product as uncharacterized. The coding region runs from base 302 to 2176 and encodes 624 amino acids. The transcript has a single exon. NCBI's taxonomy places the organism in Eukaryota, Metazoa, Echinodermata, Echinoidea, Temnopleuroida, Toxopneustidae. The record is from RefSeq and is a predicted model, not a curated record.